Messenger RNA from Neopsephotus bourkii (Bourke's parrot), 1807 nucleotides. Its product is annotated as mucin-2-like. The transcript is spliced from 5 exons. The coding region runs from base 533 to 1288 and encodes 251 amino acids. Lineage: Eukaryota; Metazoa; Chordata; Aves; Psittaciformes; Psittacidae. The record is from RefSeq and is a predicted model, not a curated record.
AUGCUUGUACAGACAGCCCAGGGGACAAACCGUCAGCCUGGAGCACGCCCUUCCUGAGCGCCUCCUGUUUUCUCAGCCAGUUCCUCGCGCUCACAGAAGGCUGUUGUCUCCCAAGGGGCGUUGGUGUCAGGAGCCACCACGGAACAUCACCCCCCUGGUGGAGCACAGGGACGGUCCCAGGCAGCCUGGCUGCUGCCCUGGGCUUUUUUCUGUUGUCGCUGUCUCCUCGGGAGGCGAGGACGGCGCGGUCCCUGGCUGCAGUGGUGGCCCUGCCAGCCUGCCCUGCCUGCUGCUCGUGGCUCCUCUGGGUCCAGCUGUGCAGCUGAUGUCUGCUUGGCAUCACGUCGCUCCCUGGGAGUAUCCGUGUCGGGUGGAAACCCCCCCAAUGCUGCCGACACCUAGGGAGUGAAAGAGCCCACCUGAAUGCUCCUCCUCUACUGGGCAAAGGAGACCAGGAAACCCCAGUGCUGGGGACAUAGGGAGCUCUUGGACUGGUGCCUGCAGGGUCCCAUCGGCUCCCACCCACCCGGACAUGGCUGGGCAAAGCAGGUCACCCCUGCCCCUGCUGCUGCUGAGCCUUGUCUGCCUCGCCGUGCUGCACCUCGUACUGGCGACUACCAUCACAGAUGUGACAGCAACCGUGUCCACGAGUGUCCCUACCUCCCCGACACCUAUGGAGACCUCAGCACUGCUGCCCACCACUGACCCCACCACUGCAGACACUCUCCCUCCCUCCAGCUCUGAAUCCUCUGCCCUGGAGAGGUCCAGCACAUCGCUGGGGACCAGCAGCUUCUCACCAUCCCCUAUGCCUCCUCUCACCACACCAGCACCAACAGUCGCUUCAGCUGAGCCCUUGACAACUCUGGCAGACAGCACAGCCAUCCCCUUUACCAGCAGGGACACGUGCAGCAGCAAUCCCACAUCCAGGACUACCCCUGGCAACUCCAAGUCACCUGUGGGGUCGACUCCAGGCAUAUCAACAGUAUCUGGGACCCUCAGUACAGCUACAGGCACGGAGCCCUCUUCCCCUGCUGCCAGCUCAACCCAGACCACAGAGGUUGCCCUCAGCACCUCUGCAGACCUGCCAACGAUGCUGCCUGUCUGCCCCACCACCAGAUCCAACACCAGUGCAUCUCAUCUCUUUCUGUCACUGCGGCUAACCAUCCCCCUGGACCUGAGCAACACCACAGUGCAGGAGCUGCUGUUGUCCAAGCUCCGCGGGGACUUACAGACAGCGUUCCCGUGCGCUGGCCUGGCCUUAGAGUGGCGAGGGAAGAGGAGGACCUGACCGCUGCUCCUCGCCCAGCCAGCACCCACGUGGGCUGGCAAGCCGUCUGCUGCCAGCUCCUAACUCACAGCGGUGCAGCCCUGUACAGCUCCCCUUGAACCUGACACCCCCCGUCCUUCACUGCCCAUCCCCACAGGACCCCCAGUGCCUCUCUGUGGGCUAGGGUGCCCCUGCCCCUUCCCUCAGCCUCUCUGCAGAGCCUGAGCCCUCCCACCACCCUGCAUCAGACCUGGCUCCUGUGAUGAGACUCCCCCUACCAGCACUGCCAGGGGACCAAGAAGAGAGGACCCUGUGGGGAUGGGCUUUUACAGCUGGGACUGAGCUGGCUCAGCCAUGAAAGCCACCCUGAGGACCAAUGGGUGAGAGAAAGGAGACCUAGAACCCCAGUGCUGCUGUACCCAGGGCACUCAGUGCUUUGGUGAUGGUGGUCUCCAAAGAUUUGCAACCCAGGAGGCUGCAGUGCCUGAGGUUUUCAGGAGAUGCUUCAUAGCUGGUUUACAUCCAGAGCGGGCCAAGGUG